CAUGUUACAGUUGUAAUAAGAUUCAACAACCCAGAGGUAGAGCUGCAACACUUAAAAAAGAAAAAAGAAAAAAGUAUAGAAAUCUAUCAGCAGUUGGAACAUGGGACUUUUUAGCAGGUUAAAAUUGUUAAACAACAAAAAACAACCGCAUAGGCUUAGUACUGUACCAAGAGGUCAAAAUAGCUGCUGCUGUUGCCUCUCUGCUGAUACUACCUCAGACAGUCAAGUUGUCUCCAAGGGUCAACACACAUCAGAAAAGCAAAUCAUACAUCAUCUCCAUCUUUGGAUUCCUGAAAUACAGCAUAACUUAUCAAAAAUACAGUCAGGCAUGGUUUAUCAGACUACAGAGCUUCUUCUAGCUCAGAAGGAAGAAUCAGUAGAUGAUACUCCUGCUAAUUCAUCAAAAGUUAAGCUCAGUGAUGGAAGAUAUCUGGCUUACAGGGAGCAAGGAGUCCCCAAGAACAAAGCCAAUUACAAGAUUAUUCUUGUCCAUGGCUUUGGAAGCUCAAAAGAAAUGAACUUUUUGGCACCUCAAGAUCUAAUAGAGGAGUUGGGAAUAUACUUUCUGCUGUUCGAUCGAGCUGGCUAUGGAGAAAGUUCUCCAAACCCAAAACGAACUGUAAAGAGUGAAGCACUUGACAUUGAAGAACUUGCUGAUCAGUUGCAGAUAGGAUCCAAAUUUUAUGUGAUAGGAGUUUCAAUGGGAUCAUACCCUAUCUGGAGUUGUCUCAAAUAUAUACCACACAGGCUAGCUGGUGCAGGACUAAUUGUCCCAGUUAUCAAUUAUAAAUGGCCUUCUCUUCCGAAAAAUUUGAUCAAAGAUGAUUACAGGAAGAAUCUCAUCCAAUGGGCACUCUGGUUCUCAAGGCAUGCACCUGGACUUUUACAUUGGUGGGUUACUCAAGAUUGGAUUCCCACAAAUUCUGUCCUGGAAAAGAACCCAUUUUUCUUUAGUGCUCAAGAUUUAGAAAUCUUAAAGAGGAUACCAGGAUUCCCAAUGUUAACCAAGGAUAAGUUAAGAGAACAAGGAGUUUUUGAUACCUUACGCGGUGACUUCAUGGCAGGUUUUGGAGAUUGGGAGUUUGAUCCUAUUCAGCUAAAAAAUCCAUUCCCUCAAAAUGAAAGCUCUGUUCACAUCUGGCAAGGUUAUGAAGAUAAGGUUGUGCCAUAUCAACUUCAAAGAUUUAUAUCAGGAAAACUACCCUGGAUUCGGUAUCAUGAAGUACCUCACGGUGGACAUCUAAUAGUACAUUACAAGGGUUUAUGUGAGGCUGUUUUGAGGUCACUUUUACUUGGAGAAGAACCUCAAAAACUAGAACAAGUGCAUCCUUAAAUUGCUCCUUAAUUUGUCACAUAAUCAUUUCUUGAUUCAAAAUGUGCAUUAUUUUUUCUCUUCAUCUCUUUAAGUAGAUUAAAUUUAGAAAAUGUAAACAUGUGUCGAAUUCCAUUUGUCAUCUGAAAGAUUGGAGUGAAUAUGAUUCUUUCUUCUGUGUGUACAAA
Mercurialis annua (annual mercury) is the source of this 1500-nucleotide messenger RNA. RefSeq lists its product as uncharacterized. Bases 101 to 1333 code for a protein of 410 amino acids. The record is from RefSeq and is a predicted model, not a curated record. NCBI's taxonomy places the organism in Eukaryota, Viridiplantae, Streptophyta, Magnoliopsida, Malpighiales, Euphorbiaceae. The transcript is spliced from 5 exons.